UAUUAUGGUCCAGUUGCUGCGUGCGCUCAGUGCGGGAUGAGAGCACGGAGAGAAAUGGAUCCUAAAUCUUUUUAUUUACACGCAUUUCUUCCCAUCACCUUUAUAGACAUUUUAUCAUGACAACACGCUAUAUUUUCACGCACACUCGGGCUGUGUAGGUGCGCUAUUUCAACAGUGUUUGUUCAGUGGCUAUAAGAUUUACGAUUGGUGUCGGUAAAUGGGAUUUUCUCGAUGUUUGGAAAGACAGAUUAUGGACAAGGACAAAUGAAAUCGGACAUAAUCUAAAAACCAGGCGUAAUUGCUUAAUGGCAGUAUUUCACGUUGUACAGUACUGAGAGAUAAACUAGUGUAAAAAUACACUUAAAGUCCUUGAAGCUUGUCAAAAACUUGUCGGUCUUCUCCACUAUGGCUUUGCCGGACAAUACUAGUGGUGUUCCUGUCGAGGAAAUGUCUUUUCCGGAAAUUAUUGAGCUAAAUGUUGGUGGCCAGGUGUAUAUAACUCGCUACUCUACAUUAACAAGUGUUCCAGACUCCCUCCUGUGGAAGAUGUUCAGUCAAAAGAGCACGAAGAGUUUGGCCCGCGACACCAAGGGUCGCUUUUUCGUCGACAGAGACGGCUUCCUGUUCCGUUACAUUCUGGACUACAUGCGAGAUCAGCAGCUCGUCCUUCCCGACCAUUUCCCAGAGCGAGGACGACUGCAGAGAGAGGCGGAGUUCUUUAACCUCCCUGAACUUGUCAAAAUCUUGGCCCCAAAGAUCAGUAAACAGAACUCUCUGGGUGACGAAGGUUGCCAGAGUGACCCGGAAGAGUCGUCACCAUGUGUUGAAAUCGCCCGCAAUCUGGCCUCGCUGGGGGCAUCUGCGGCCGCCUGCUCCAGCAUGGCCUCAGUAGGAGGCGAUGGCAAGCGCUCCGGAUUCAUCACAAUUGGCUACAGGGGCUCUUACACGCUUGGUCGCGAUAGUCAAGCGGACGCCAAGUUCCGGCGAGUGGCGCGGAUUAUGGUGUGUGGGAAAACCUCCCUCGCUAAAGAGGUUUUUGGGGAAACGCUGAACGAGAGCCGUGACCCCGAUCGACCACCAGAGCGCUACACAUCCCGCUACUACCUAAAGUUUACUUUCUUGGAGCAGGCUUUCGACAGGUUAGCCGAUGCAGGCUUUCAUAUGGUGGCCUGCAACUCCACUGGGACGUGCGCCUUUGCCCACGAGCAGACUGACGACAAAAUCUGGACCAGCUACACCGAAUAUGUAUUCUACCGUGAGUGACCUCAAACCUGUGCUCCAGUGUCUCCUCCCUGCCUCCAUCAGACCAGACACCAUCACCUUCAGUACUAGAUCACAAUCCCCAACCUCCAUCCAGACUUUUCCUCAACUGAGCCCUUAAUGCUUCCUACCUGCCGUGCUUUCUUUCCAUCAAACAAAUCUCACUUUCCUCUUACCAAAUAUUUGCCUUUCCUCUGAUAGACAUGUAUCAUACUGCCUUUUCAGCUUUUGGGAAGCACAGAAUUUUACCGUUGACCUUCAUAUACGUUGAAAAGUUGGAAAAAUCAUAGCACAUAAGCCAUUUAAAAGGGCUUGGAAUAGUAAAUACUUUCAUUUUUCUGUCUACCAAAUAGCAGGAGAUAUUUUGAGGCUUUUAAGCUGUUGGUCAUCCCUGAUGACAAAUAGAUAUGUAAUAGCUUUUUAUUUUGGAUUAUUAUUUGGUUGUGUAAUCUAUUAAUGGGGCCAAAGAAGUGGUUAAGCACUGGGUAUUAAAAUGGAUCGAAACCAUAACAUCCUAGUGGGCUUGUGAAACGUAAUGAUCAAGUAAUAGAGUAACUUAAAUGAUCAAUUAAACUUAAUUAUCAAGUUACAUAUAUUACAAUAACUGGUUUAGUUUUCUCAUUAGUUUUGGCAUAAUGUUUAUUGCGUUGUUGAAAGGAUUGCAAAGAUUUUAAACAAUUAGCAGUUAAUUGCACAUAAUUAAACAAUAUUAAAAUAGCAGAAAUUGCAAAGCUAGUGAUAGAUUGGUGAAUUGGUGUGUAUUGACUGUGGGUUCUUUUUUUGCCGGUGUUUAUUUUUUGUUUCCAGUUACAAUAUUGUAGUUUAUUAAAAUUGUCUUUAAGGAUUUACAGUAAGUGUAUCAUUCAUAUGCAUGUUAUUUAAGUGACAUUUUCUGUGAAUGAUGCACAUACUUUUUUAUGUAUGUCAUUUACUAAAUGUUAUUCUUCAUACUAUACGAGGCCAUUGUUUGUGUGGCUUUUUGACAGUGGUACUUUACAAAUUUGAGAGCUUUAAAUCAAAUAUUUUCACAUUCAUUAUGACCUCAGGCUACAGUUGCCAUACACUGUAACACCGGCACAAAAUUAAGAUGUCCUGCAGUAGACUUUGGUGUAAAAUAUUAACCACUAAUUCAUUCGUUGUUUCAUUUGUACGAUGGCACAUGUGCAGGCAUCUGUAAAUCAUUUAAUUCCUCUGAGAUCUCAAUUUACCGAUUGUCUUUCGAAGGUCAUGCGUAAGCUUUGUUUAUAGUGAAAUGCUUACCUCAAAGUGUCUUUAUGGAAGCAUGAAUAAAAAACAUUGGUUGGUACUUUGUCCUAAAUCUCAUAAAAAUUACUGUUUUAGAUUAUGAUUUACCCAAUACUGUAUAAAAACUAGGUAUCUAUCCACUGUUAUAUUGGCCUAUAAUUAGUUUUGUCAGAUAAACACGUAAUUUCCCCACUAUCAGACAUUGGCAGAUUGUUUAAAAAUAGCCGGUGGCGGAUCAAGGGCAGAUUGAAGACCACACUUCUAGGAUUUCACGACAUUAUCUGAAACAAGGAGUAAAAACAAAACUAUCAAUAUUGGCAGACGUCAUUCUAAUUAAUUAAAUAUCAGUAUAGGCACACAAAUUUUGUAUUUUUGUCAGACCACAAUUUAAUACUUCACAUACUGUGAAAAUCAGCAUGGUAGCUGCCUUUCCACUGUACGUGAUAAAUGACGGCCAAUAAACCAGAAGGACAGUUGGAAAGGAGCUGUGUGGGACGCCAAUCAUCUGCGGUGCGUAACUUUCGGAUCAAAUUUGAGCUUUGGAUGCAUUAAAAAAAAUUAACUUAAAGACUUCGCGACACGCCAACUAGAAAGUGAUGUAUGUAAUUUCAGUAUGUUCCAAUCAAAACACUGU
This is a messenger RNA of Misgurnus anguillicaudatus (oriental weatherfish), 3139 nucleotides long. RefSeq names its product potassium channel tetramerisation domain containing 12b (gene kctd12b). Gene Ontology annotation, cellular component: signaling receptor complex. Gene Ontology annotation, biological process: regulation of G protein-coupled receptor signaling pathway; protein homooligomerization. Gene Ontology annotation, molecular function: protein binding. The record is from RefSeq and is a predicted model, not a curated record. NCBI's taxonomy places the organism in Eukaryota, Metazoa, Chordata, Actinopteri, Cypriniformes, Cobitidae.